UAAAACGGACAAAUGUUUUGAAAUCAAAUCGUAACGUCAUGACGUCAGCUGCCUUUGCGUCACCGCGCCCUCCGUCCUCCUCAGGGAACGCGCACAUUCCUAUUGUCCAAGAUGGCGGCCCUGGUGCAGCUCCUGUGAUGCUGAAAUGUUUCCCAUCGUUUCUAACCGUUUUUACUGUAAAUGUGCCAAAAAUCAGCGGCCGCCCUGGAAACGCGUCUCUCCCUGAAGCCGUCCCCAGCCGCCUCGUCUCCUCGAACACUCCAGGAACCCACUCCGAGCGCCGAAUUCCCGCUGCACGGCACCGAAAAGUUUGGGCUCCAUCCUUCGGUGAAAGAUGAAGAGGCAGGCCGGGAGAGAGAGCAGCCCGUCCCGAGCUAUCGCUAAGCGGAUACGGGAAAGGGAGCGGGAGAGCGCCCGCAGAGAGGAGCUGCCCCCGCCGCCUCUGGCUCUGCUGCUGGCGGAGAGCCGGAGCUAUCACCGCCGUAGCCGCAGCAGGGAGCGGGAGAAGCCGCGGCUCAGAGAGGAACGGGCGGCCGCCCUGGAGCUCCACCACCGACAUGAACUCAGCCUGCUCGGCCGCCCGCCGCUGCGCUCCGCCGAGCCGCCCGCCGCCAGGCCCGGGACGCUGGAGUACAAGACGCUGCUCAUCAGCAACCUGGGCUCGCAGGUGUCGGACGAAGACGUGGAGGACGCGCUGUUCCACGAAUUCAAAAAGUUCGGGGACGUGAGCGUGAAGCUGUCCCACACCCCGGAGCUGGGCCGGAUCGCCUACGUGAAUUUUCGCCACCCGGAGGACGCUAAGGAGGCCCGGCACGCCAAGUCGUCCCGCCUGGUACUGGGGGAGCGCCAGCUGAAGAUAGAGCCCAUGUACGUGAGGAGGCGGAGUGUGACCCCGCCGGACGUCGGGUACCUCCCGCUGCAUGCGCCGUACCCCUACCGGCAGCGUUCCCUAUCCCCGCCCGGGCCCGCCGUCAACAGCCUGCGGGAACUGCGGGCCCGGCAGUACGCCCUGGAGAGCCUGGCGCUGACCCGGGACCGGGACCGGCUGCUGGAUUACUAUGGGAUGCUGGAUGAGAGGGGGCGGCCCUUCGGGUUCCCCCCCAUGCCCGUGGUGGAGGACCUGAAGCCGGAGGACGACCAGAGGGCCACCAGCAACCUGUUCAUCGGGAACCUGGACGGGAACGUGACGGAGGCGGAGCUCCGGCGGGGCUUUGAUAAGUAUGGCAUCAUUGAGGAUGUGGUGAUCAAACGCCCGGCCCGCGGUCAGGGCGGGGCUUAUGCCUUCGUGAAGUUCCAGAACCUGGACAUGGCCCACCGGGCCAAGGUGGCUAUGCAAGGCCGGCUGAUCGGUGGGAACCCUAUAAAGAUCGGCUACGGCAAGGCGAAUCCCACCACCCGGCUGUGGGUGGGCGGCCUGGGCCCUGGGAACUCUCUGACCGCUCUGGCCCGGGAGUUUGACCGCUUCGGCAGCAUCAGGAACAUCGACUAUGUGAAAGGGGACAACUUUGCCUACAUUCAGUAUGAAAGCCUGGACGCCGCCCAGGCCGCCUGCACCCAGAUGAGGGGCUUCCCCCUGGGGGGCCCAGAGCACCGACUCCGGGUGGACUUCGCCAAGGUGGAGGAGAGCCCCUCCCGGCCCUUCCCUCCCGGGUACCAGCCUCCCAUCGCGCUCUCCGCCCACUACGACCUCCUGGGGGAGGCGUACAGCCGCCACCGCAGCCUGGAGAGGGAGCUGCGGGGCGGCCGGGAGCGCUCCCCGCCCCCCCAAAGCCUCCUCUCCCUUAGGGAGCGGGGCCUUCUGGAAAGAGACUUUCCUAGCAGCCCCACACGCAGCCUGGAGCGACGGGCCGGAGGGGUGGAGGCCUUCGGGCGGAGCGGGCGGGCGGCGCGGAGCCGCAGCAAGAGCCGGGAGCGGUGGCUGAAGGAGCGGGAGGAGAGGCGGCCCCGCAGGAGGAGCCGCAGCCUGUCCGCCGACAAGCCGCCAGAGGAGAAGGAGCGUGGGAGGUCGCGGGUUCGCGGUCCAGGAGGGGUGGUGUCUCCUGAUGCCAGCCCAGACCGGGCGAGGGUCCGCGCCCCCGACUCCACCACGGAGCCGCGGGACCACUCCCCCGACAGCGGCGCUGGACGGCACUCCGCCACCAACGAAGAAGAGCUUCCUGCCGGCCGCCACCACAGCAAGCGGUCCUCCAGCGACCACCUGAACAACCACCACCACCGCGCCGAGGCGGCCGGCGCCGCCUCGCCCGCCGCAGACGCCCCGGCCUCCCCCAGCACGCUGUCAGAGUUCGCCCAGGGCGCCCUGUCCAGGCUAUGGCGCGGCUUCUUCGCCCUGAAGAACAGCAGCUUCCCCACUGACCUGUUCCUGCUGGAGGGCGGCGCGGCCUACUUCCACACGGUGAUGAAGGACAGCCUGAAGCUGCAGAGCCAGCCCAGCCAGCUGAAGAUCGCCCAGCGGCUGCGCAUGGACCAGGCCCGGCUGGACGAGGUGGCGCGCCGCAUCAAGCUGGGCCGCCCGGACGGCUUCGCCAUCCUGCUGGCCCUGCAGGGGCCCGUGGACCGCCAGGCGCCGGGGCUGGAGCCGGGCCUGCAGGUGCGUCUGCUGCGCCACCUGGUCACCUACCUGCGAAACAAGGAGGCGGCGGGCGUGGUGAGCCUGCCGGCCGCCAAGGAGGGCGCCCCGGGCGCCAUGCUGUACGCCUUCCCGCCCGGGGAGUUCUCGCAGCAGUUCCUGCAGGCGGCCAAGAGGACUGUGGGUAAUCUGGAGGAGGAGCACAUGGUCAUUGUGAUUGUCAACGACACUAACUGACUCCUGGGGCUUCCUCCAUGUUGUUCAGUGUUUGGUUCAGUUUAAAUGAAUUCCAGCCAGUUACACUACAUGUUCCUCAGCGACCCGGCGGGAUGGAGACGGCCCGACGGAACCUUUAGGAACCUUUAGGAACCUUUAGGAACACUUACACAGCUGGUUUUAUCCAGGAAGCUGGAAAACGCCACACUAAAAGCUUCUUACUUUAUCCGGUUUUAUUCAUCCUGGAAACUCACAAGAUGUUUCUGGAAACUUGAAGCUAAUCCUUCCCUGUUUUUAUUUGGUGUUCCUCCUCUUCCUCGCUGUGUUCUGGUGUUCUUAGCAUUCCAGUCCAUUCUCCCAGCAUGCACCAGGAGAGAAACCCUCCCCAUCUAUGUUGAAACUUGCAGUUGAUCCGUUUUGAGUCGUGCUUGUUCGGGAUGGUUUUUGAAACUCCCAGCAGAGCCUCCGUGUUUCCAUCUGUUCUGGUUUUAUUAGCGAACAGCAGAUUUAUGAAGCAGGAAAAAAAAUGUUUUGACCCCAAAAGUUUCAGCAAAUUAAAAACUCACGAAGCAAAUUGGACAUUUUUGUGGGAAUGAGUCAGAAAUAUGAGCAGAUCAGGAUGACUGAUGGUCACUAAUGAUUUGUGUUUUAAAAAGAGGAAUAUUUGAUGUUUUAUUGUUUCAUCUUAAAACUGAACAUGUUCUGAAAUAAAACCAGAGUUUUUACAGCUGAAGCCUCAUUUCUGCAUUUGAAACUGAUUGGAAUGAAUUAAAGCCGAGGUUUUAAACUCA
Gambusia affinis (western mosquitofish) is the source of this 3576-nucleotide messenger RNA. RefSeq names its product RNA binding motif protein 15B (gene rbm15b). NCBI's taxonomy places the organism in Eukaryota, Metazoa, Chordata, Actinopteri, Cyprinodontiformes, Poeciliidae. Gene Ontology annotation, molecular function: mRNA binding. Bases 335 to 2806 code for a protein of 823 amino acids. The record is from RefSeq and is a predicted model, not a curated record. Gene Ontology annotation, cellular component: nucleus. Gene Ontology annotation, biological process: regulation of alternative mRNA splicing, via spliceosome. The transcript has a single exon.